GAAGAAGAGGAGAUAGGGGAGUUGGAGAGAACCGGGGUGGGGGGGAAAUAACACUUGACAAACAGCGCACAGAGGAGAGGAGGGACAGUACCUCGCGCGUUGGACGUCCCCUCCUUUCUGGUCUCGGGCUGUCACGGCAGAUUGGACUCGGAAGAGAGGAGCGACACGGCGGCCACCCCAGACCCCAUGGGGUAACAGCUAAAGUUGUGCGUGGUGUUUGCUGAAGGUGGUGCAGAUUGUUACACUGGACAUCAUGGUGUGGAGCUUGCAGGAAGCAGCAGAGGUGCAAUAAGCAGAUGUUCGGAGGAGAGGCUUUCUUUCAGCUACACAGAUGAACAACAGGAAGGAGGACAUGGAGAUCUCGUCUCACUACCGUCAGCUCCUCAGGGAGCUCAAUGAGCAGAGGCAGCACGGCAUUCUCUGUGACGCCUGCGUCAUUGUGGACGGGAAGAUCUUCAAGGCCCAUAAGAACGUCCUUCUGGGUUCCUCGCGCUACUUCAAGACUCUUUACUGCCAGGUUAAAAAAGGGGCGGAGCCUCACCAUCAGACGACUGUCACUCAUCUGGACAUUGUUACAGCGACRGGCUUCAAAGCAAUUUUGGACUUCAUGUACUCGGCACAUCUUGCCCUUACCAGUAAGAACGCGAUCGAGGUCAUGUCAGCUGCCAGCUACCUACAGAUGACGGACAUCGUCCAGGCCUGCCACAGCUUCAUCAAUGCUGCACUGGACAUCAACAUCCGAUCUGGGAUGGCUGACGAGCUGGCCGACUUUGAAAUGGGAGCCGUUGCYGCAGGUUUGGGGGGAGGCGGAGGAGUUGGCGGGGGUGGAGGAGCAGUAGGUAUAACGGGAUCAGGGGCUGUUCCAGGAGCUGGUUUAGGAGGGGGAGGUGGAAUAGUGGGCAUUGCCUCCGAAGCCUUGGCCUCCAUCAUUUCAGGUCGCAGCACYUCUCCCUGGCUGCCUCGUCGAACCAGCCCAGCCAACUCCUCCGGGGACUCAGCCAUAGCCAGCUGCCACGAGGGAGGCAGCACCUACGGAAAGGAGGACCAAGAACCCCCGAAGAGUCAUGAGAGCCAGGAGGAAGCCUGCCACGACUCCCAGCCUGCCUGGCCACAUGACUACAGACCCAUCAACGUCAAAGAAGAACAGGUCUCCCCGGCCUCCUCUUCUCAUCCAAGGGACACUCCAAAGGGGGCAACCCAAAAUCAGGUGGAACAUGGGACUGGGGGCGCCAGUGGAGGAGCUGGAGAUGGACCUUGGCAACCUUUGUCCGGGUCGGGGCGAAGGAAGAACAGGAAGAACAAGGACACGGUCAGACAUAUUACCCAGCAGGCAGAGAGGACUUGGGAUCGGCGGGACAGAGAGCGAGACAGGGACAGUAGACCUGGGUCUCCUCUGCCCUCCAUGUUGGCUGUUACUGGAUGGAACUACAAUGGGCAGGACAUCCCAGGGGCAGACGUGACUGAACCCAACAGCUCAGACAGCCGCAGCGAACGCCUCGACUUCUUCCUCAAACAGGAAGAAGCGCUAACCACAGAGGCCGGCUUCCUGGGCACCAACGAAUCGGAGGAGGCCGGCGGAGGGGCAGGCGGUGGAGGGAUCUCGUCCGUGGCCAAUCUGAAGGCAGCGCUGAUGAGUAAGAACAGCCUGCUGUCUCUGCGGGCUGAGAUGAUGGGAGAUGAUAACCCCUUACUGUACGAGUACCUGCCCAAAGGAGGUCACUCCCUGUCUUGGCUCCGCUUCAACAACUACUGCAGCACGCUCCGGCCAGGGGCCACAGGGGCCACUGUUCAUAACAAACAGGGUGCUGGCUCCUCUCCUCCUCCUCUUCCUCUUCUUCCUCCUCAUCUUCCAUCCUCAUCAUCGCCACCACCACAACACCUGCCACCAUCAACGCCAGCAUACUGCCCACCUACUUCACUCACGCCACUGCACCCCUCGCAGCCCCGGCCCCUGGAGGCCCCCGGUCUACAGACUGGGGCACCCCUGUUGAACUCUGAAGGACUGGGCAUGGAAGUGGAGGAGGCCCUCGAGGGCCCGGAACCCUCCACGCUGCCGGAGGAGGGUGUAAAGGACAAAGAAAAGAUGAAAGAAGAUGGCACAGCCUUGGAAGGGGACCAGUCACCCGAGGAGAGGGAUCAGAUGGGCGAGGGCUUGUCGGUGCCUGCGUCAGUGUCUGUGGCUGGCACGGGAACUGAGGGUCUGCUCGUGGUGGGUGAAGAGGCUGGAUCAGGGGAACGAGUCCUGCCAGAGCACGGUGCGAGCUCCUCGCAGGGGUUGGCCUGCUCCCUGUGCAAACGGCUGUUCAGCAGCCUGGAGCACCUCAGGGAACACGAGUACCACCACACCCUGUCUCUCAUGGCCCUGUCCCUGGACUGGCCGAGCGCGCAGAGUCCGCUCCACCAACCUGUCCAGCCCCGUCCCGAGUCCCAGCCCCAGCCCCCCUACUACAGCCAGCCCCUGUACCGCCCCGCGCUGGGCGAGCCGGCGCCGGCGCGCUACUUCUGCUCCCGCUGCCCCGCCAGCUUCACCCUCAAGUCCAAUGCCGACCGGCACGAGAAGACCAUCCACUUCAAGAAGAAGCUGAUGCAGUGCACGUACUGCCUGAAGCACUUCCGGGACCGCACGGACCUGCACCGGCACCUGUCGUCCGUGCACUCCAGAGAGCGGGGUCACGCCUGCCCGGCCUGCGCCAAGGCUUUUAGCACCCAGAAAAACUUGGCGACGCACGUUAAAGUGUGCUGCCAGGUGGGGCUGCUGCCAGCAGCUAUACUGGGAGACAGCGCUGCAAUGGAAAUGUCUCAGGGUGGACUUACAGAUCCACUGUGGAGGCUAACUCAGCACAUGAAAGUUGACAGUUUUAACAGCAGUAUUGAUGUGGAAAGCCUGUAAAAACACACUUUUAUACCCAUUUGUUCAUUUGGCAGUGUUCCUUCACUUUGUGUUUAACGUUCAUGCCAAAAAAAAGCAUUGUGAUGUUACUGCGCUUUUUCAAUCUAAAGUGUGACCCAUAUUUUUUACAACUUGUUGACUAAUUUUUUUUAUGUUACUGUGUUAGAGUGACCUAAUGAAAAGUGACACCUUAUUUGUCAGAAAUGCACAGCUUCUAUGCAAAAAGAAUUUGACUAAAGAAAACUUUUGACCCAAAGCUCACGCAGUGUUUUAGGAUGAGUAGGUAGUUUCAAUGAGCGUCGACUGUACCCAUAACCAGGUGAACUACUUUAAACUGCAGUGCCGAACGGAGAGGCGUUUGGGGGGAUUUUUUCCACCUCCUCAAACAAAAACACUUAUCUGGCUCUGUCGCCAAGCACCGUUCUGAACUUUUGAGUCCUUUUUAGGCAGACAGAUGUUAAUCUCUGCUGACCACCCCUGCACUGCGCACACAAGAUAUUCAGAGUUCAUACCUGUCAGGCAUGGUGUCUCCCAGCCCCAAACGAACCGCUCCACCUGCAGGAUCUUUGCAGCAUUGCAGUAAAAAAUAAGUUAAAAAAAAAAACAGAAAUUAGGCUUUUGCGUUGAAAUAUUUUUGCAGUGGCUUGAGGGAAAUUUAGAGUGUAAAAAUAGCCAAAGUAACAAAGGAAUUCUGCGACUGCAUUGCAGCGAUUCUUGUUUUCAGUCAUCUUGUCUGACAUGACUUCACUCAGACAGAGCUGUCAGAUCGGCACAGAUGGAAGGGAUGUGCGGAUCGAGACAAAGCCUGUUAAAACAAUAGGCUGGUAGCAGCUCAGAUGGGGUUGGGUGGUGUCAUUUACUUUUCUUUUUUUUUUUUUUUUUUUUUUUUUUGGGCAAACCAACUCCUCUGUUCCAGAUUUGUAAGUCUGGUUGUGGCUGAGUGGGCUAGGACCUAGACGGUAAUUGGUCCUUCACGGCUCCGGCCCCUCUUAACCUCUGACCUCGCAUCUGACGUGGAAAGUAGGGACCGAUGGGGGCGUGGAGGACCUUUUAAACCUGACGAGCUUAGUGAUGUCACGCCCGCGGAGCGAUAAUGGUGCCGGGGUUGUGUGCUCGGAGCAGAAAAUGGGGAAUCAAGUGGGAGAAAUGGGAGAGGAUGAGGGAGGCGGUGAGGRCUCCGCCACUGCCGUUCAUGUAAAUUUAUGCCCAUUUCUGCCAAAAUCUUUGGCUUUGAGUUUACAGCAGCCACGCAACCGAAGAUUCUCUCGAGACAAUCUAUUUAUUGACGCCCAUAUUGUGACUACUAUAMCCAUAGAGCAGACAUCUGCCUGCUUUUACCUGUCUAGGUGCUCCAAAAAUAUAAAAUGAGCUAAACUURACUCCGCUGCAGUUGUUUAUGUAAGUUAUAUAUGCAAGGGAAACUCCCAAAUGCCAAAUACAUCAUAAAAAAACAUUUUCAGGUAGCCUGUUCUGUGGCAGCCAGCAGCUGAAACAGACUGAUGGAUCUCAGGAACUAACGAGAAAAUCUGCAGCGCUUGAAGAGAAGUAGGAAAUAAAAAGUGUCUGACUGUGGUGUGGUACUUUUGAUUUUCAGUAAGUGUUGAUGUACGAACAGAAAGCUAGGUUAAAUACUGUAUUACUGAAACCCAUGUACUGUUCAGAGAUCUUUCUUUUCUUUUCUUUUAAACAUAAUCUUUCUCUAAUUGUAGAUUUUAUGAUGUGAAUAAAUUGUGAUUCAAACUGUA
This is a messenger RNA of Austrofundulus limnaeus, 4635 nucleotides long. RefSeq names its product zinc finger and BTB domain containing 46 (gene zbtb46). Bases 332 to 2890 code for a protein of 852 amino acids. Gene Ontology annotation, biological process: regulation of transcription by RNA polymerase II. Lineage: Eukaryota; Metazoa; Chordata; Actinopteri; Cyprinodontiformes; Rivulidae. Gene Ontology annotation, molecular function: protein binding; RNA polymerase II cis-regulatory region sequence-specific DNA binding; DNA-binding transcription factor activity, RNA polymerase II-specific. The record is from RefSeq and is a predicted model, not a curated record. The transcript has 8 exons.